Phaedon cochleariae (mustard beetle) is the source of this 625-nucleotide messenger RNA. The record is from the annotation of a GenBank genome assembly. Lineage: Eukaryota; Metazoa; Arthropoda; Insecta; Coleoptera; Chrysomelidae.
UUGACAAUUGUAAAGAAAUUCUGACAAUUUGUUGUCAAUACAAAAUCAAAAAUUCCAGUACUCAAAACAGCUCAAAUGGUCACCAAAUCGAUCCUCAAAGGCAGUUCGAACAUUCCAGACGGCUUCAGGCAAAUCCACCCAGAAACUUUCUCGAGAAAGACAAAGAGCCAGAAGAAAAUAAAGCAGAUCGGAUCUCCAGGUACUAGUCACAUAUCCGAGAAUCUCUCGUCAUUAGCUGAACCCAAGAAGAGACCAAUUGUGAACAUGGACGACAGUCACUGGAAAGUGAAGAAUUCCACGUUGAAAUACAAGGCUACGAAGAGGAUAAGGUCUCUUGCAAGACCAAAGGCAGUCACGCCAAAAUGUAGAGAAUUAGUCGGAACUGCUAACACGUCGAUUUCUUCGGUUAGUCCCAGUGCUUUGAAGUAUCAACCGACUUCGAGAAUUAUAGAGUUGGCUAGACCGAAGGACUGGAUGUAUUAUGAGAAAUAUGAAUAGGGAGUUCGUUGGGUAUGCCUUCUUUCAAAAUAAAUAUCAAUACAAUACAGAAUGAUUAGUAGUAUUUAUCUAUAUUGAGUGUAUAUAACCUGAAUAUGAUAUUUCAAUAAAAAUAUUAUGUUGACUA